CUGCAUUCCAGUCACAACAGACACAGAGACACUCUCAGUUUGGCUUUAGUGUCCGGGAGUGUGAAGAUCAGGGAAGAUCAAACUACCUCCUGUAGGUUGACCCCUGAGCCUCCGUGUCUCCCCUUCAAGGAUACAGGCAGCGCAUUGGGGACAACAUCACAGUCUCUCCUGAGUUCUGCCGACUUUGCCCAGGCCACAAUGUCACAGUUCAGUACGAUGCCAGCCGCAGAGAGGAAGAAGUGUGCAGCAGCUAUUUGCCGAGAGGUCAACCAUGGUAACAGUGGAGACGGCAUGGACCUGGGAAAAAAGCUCAGCACUCCUAAAGACAUCAUGUUGGAGGAGUUAUCACUGCUUUCCAACAGAGGCUCCCGGCUUUUCAAAAUGCGCCAGAGGAGAUCUGAGAAAUACACGUUUGAAAGUAUUCAGAAUGAAGCAAACGCGCAGCUAAACAAUGAUAUUUUAAAUGAAAACACACACACUGUGGAAAUCAAAGUGGAUGGACAAGGUCAUGGAAAUACUGCUGAUGCAGAAAACACUGUUUCAGACAUGACUGCAGACAAGUUAAACACCACAGCUAUGCCCAAGACCUAUCACACCCCAUGGGAGGAGGCCAUCCUCAGCGACCCUGACCUCGCUGAAACUGUCAAACUAACAAUGCCAGCGCCAGACCCACGGCCAGAGCUGCCCGAGUACAAGAGCUUUAACCGGGUUGCGACUCCAUACGGGGGCUUUGAAAAAUCCACCAGAGGAAUCACAUUUAAACUCCCCGAGGUGGAGCUGAACCCCCCCAGAUACCCAGAGCUGCAGGAGCCGGGGAUGAAGCGGCCCACCUUCAACAGGACGGCCCAGGGGUGGAUAUCCGAGGGCACCCACCUGAUCCUGCCCACGAUUACCCUGGAGCCCGUCCAGGUCCCAGAGUCUGAUGACCUGUAGAUGAUUUUGCUGUAGUAUUUAGUCUGUAACAACAAACCUGUCAGUUAGUUGCAAUGCCCUCCUGAUAUUUAAAAUCCUUCCCAUGCAAUGGACAAAAAAAAAAAAAAGAAAAGAAAAAGCCUCAUGUGUUUGCUCUUCAGUUAACUGUAGUAAGUUUACUGCAGACAGGAAACGUGUAUCCAAAGAUAUUGUGUAAAUAUGAAAAGGUGCGUGCUAUCCAGUGCAUUGUUCAGGAAAGAGUUCCACCAGAAACACUGAAAAGAAAACUGUAAAUUUUAAAUAUGUUCUAAUGACUUCAUGAAUGUGUAAUGUAAAUAAAUAAGCAGCUUAUUUAUUGGUGAUACAAGAGCAAAACUGGAUCAUGCAGAAAGUAUGUGAGCCGUAUUUCUGUUGUGUCUGUGGAACAAGAAAUAAAUAUGGAGAAAAAUAUAUAUGUAAUAAACUAA
Mugil cephalus (flathead mullet) is the source of this 1379-nucleotide messenger RNA. RefSeq names its product myozenin 2b (gene myoz2b). Gene Ontology annotation, cellular component: Z disc; actin cytoskeleton. The record is from RefSeq and is a predicted model, not a curated record. Gene Ontology annotation, molecular function: actin binding; FATZ binding; telethonin binding. The transcript has 6 exons. The coding region runs from base 199 to 933 and encodes 244 amino acids. NCBI's taxonomy places the organism in Eukaryota, Metazoa, Chordata, Actinopteri, Mugiliformes, Mugilidae.